CUUUCUUGUGGUGGGGUUUGUAUAUUACUCAGUUAAGUACGGGAUAUACGGCAAUGCAAUUCCAUACACCUGUUGUCAUAUCUGUUUGGAUCGAGUCUCUCGUUUUGUUGUGUCCUCUCUUCCGUGUACAGGUCCGUCUCUUCCACUGUCCUCCGUCAAGUCUUGACUAUCCCACUCACAAUGCUAUCUGCCUCACGGUCCUUUGGACUGGCUCUCCUGGCAAUUGCAGCCAGGAGAGUGUUCGCCGACGAAGACAACCCAUGCAAAUCAUUCGGCAUUGACUUCCAAGAUAAGGAGUCGUACUUUCAAAAUCUUCUCUCCACAGAUCCCUUCACGUUUGUCCAACAGUUCUCCGGCUGCAAUGAUGACUUUUCAUACAACAUCCUAGCCGAUCCUAAUGGAGACCAAGUAUUGUGUUCAGAUACCCCUCUGAUACCAGACAAUACCAAUCAGAUGUCGACAUGUCCAACACUUAAAAACGAACUCUUUUCUGGUCUGUGGUCAAUCAUUAUUAUGAGCAACAAUGGAGAUAGUGGCAUGCCGAUUGCUUAUCAAAGAGAUUUCUCGUUGAGCGUCGGCCCGCAAAUCACUACAACCUAUACGCCCACCAUCACGGCGUUGGAAACCAUCACCCCAACUUCCACAGCCGUCAUUUGGGAAACAGACACAUUGACAGAGACCCUACCCCCGAAAACGACCGCCGUUCCCCGAACGGUCACUCGAACGGUCACCGUCCGACCCAAGCGCGUGACUACGACCACAACCAAGACGCUGCUGACGCUCAAGAUUGUAAAACCUACUAUCGUAGUCACCAAGACCACCAAAACCAUCACGGCGACAUGCAGCAGACGUGGACGACAAAACCAUCCUGACCCAACAUGCCACAUUCUCCCGACCGUAAUCCCGGUUCCGCCAGCACUCCAAACCCUAAUCCUGGGAACCCGUUCGAUCCGCAUCAAAGGCCGCGAUGUCCACGACUACCUGGCCGACAAGGAGCGCUUCGUCCGCGAACGCCGCGACCGGUUUGCCGAUCUGGAAGAACCGUCUCACCAACUUGAGAAGCGCGCUCCGGACCAGGCGACGCUGACCGUCACAGAUACCGAUACGGCUCAUUAUCCCACCACCACCAAUAUCCUCACGGCCAGCCCCCCCAUCGUCAUCACGGAGACGUCUGAAACUACCACUACGACCACGUCCACUCCACCCCCCGUUACGAUAGUGACGGGCAGGACGCAAGCGCCGGCGGUCACGGUCACCUUGCCAACGCCGACCAAGACGAAGAAGAAGUGGGUGAUCGCUCGCACCACGUCUUAUCGCACCUACACGCGCACGGUGACGAUCACCACGAGGGUCACACCGUCAUCUGUGAAGACGGCGUGUAAUCGACAAGGUGGUGUUCUGUGGGGAUAGUUUGAAGGUAGGGGUGGAUGGUGGUCUCGAGAUUUUG
Messenger RNA from Eremomyces bilateralis CBS 781.70, 1447 nucleotides. RefSeq lists its product as uncharacterized. The coding region runs from base 181 to 1410 and encodes 409 amino acids. The record is from RefSeq and is a predicted model, not a curated record. Lineage: Eukaryota; Fungi; Ascomycota; Dothideomycetes; Eremomycetales; Eremomycetaceae. The transcript has 4 exons.